CGCCAACACUCACGUGGGAGUUGGCGAUGGAGCGCUUGCCGCCAAGCACGUUUCCGACGCAGGACGAGGACGACCGCUGCAUGCGCUUGAGCAUGAGCGCUUCCGACGUCUACGUCGAGGCGCCGGCCAUGACGCAGGAGGUCCAUGUCUUCCCGCUGCGCCUGGGCACGGCCGAGGAGAGCGGGCUCCCCUUCUCCAUGGACGACGACGAGUACAUGACGCAGAUGACGGAGCGCUUGGCUGCCGCUCCAGCUGCUGAGGCCUCGCCGCCGACGGACGUGACGCAUCUGACCGACUCGACCAACCUUACGGACGUGACGCAUCUCACGGACGUCACCCACAUCUCGGAUGAGACGCAGCUCAUAGAGGACCCACCAUCAGACACGGACACGUAUGUGUGGAGCGACGGCGAUGAGAUCCAGGCAACUCAAGUGUUUGAAGAUGUCCAUGACGACGCUGAGGACGACGCAGACGAUGAGACCGAGUGGCAGGGCGACCCUACUGCGUUGGCACCACGGACCCUUGGCACAGAUGACGACCAUGGCCUCGAUAUCGAUGGCGGCCGCCAUGACGAUGACGACGACGAGAUAACAGAACUCGCCCCGUACGAUCGCUCGGUUCCUGCUCCGACGCUGGAGAGCAAGACGCCGGCUGUCUCGGCCCAAGGCAUGACCAGCGGCAAAGCGGCUCAGCGCUUGUCUGUGUCCAGAUCCAAGUCCGACGCCGAAAGCUCGGUGCCACCGACGCCAGUCGCGCCCGACUCGCAUCCCGAGCGGCUUGACAUUGUCGAAGAGUCGAUCGAUGACGUGCAAGCAACGCUCAGCGAUGCGUACUCGCCAGAGUCGGCGCCCAAGCCCAAGCCGUUCCUGGUUCGGCGGCUCAAGGACGAGUUUGUGUCGACAGACAAGAAGUCCCAAGCCUCUCCGUCGUUCGACUUUGCCGACAGCCAGUCGUCGGACGCACCGUCGCUCCAUCGCCGAUUUGAUUUUUUGAACGACGCGUCCCAGUCGCAGCCCGAGACGCCGUUUAGUCCGCCAGACCUCGGCGCGAUUGCCACCAAUGCCCUCCAUGCAGGCUUGCACGUCGCCAACUACGUCUCGCCGUACCACCGGGUGCGGCCACCGGUGCCACGUCCACCGACGUUUGUAGACGCGGUGCUCCACCAAGCGGCCCGUCCAUCAACGACGCCGACGUCGGUGUCGCCACCGCCGUGCAAGAAACCGUCGUCCAAGCGACGCAUACGUACAAGCACGCCAUCGACGACACCGCUCAAGACACCGGCAGCAACGCCGGUGGCAACCCCCGAGUCGGCGCGAAAGCGGCUCAAGACGUCGACGCCGUCGCCCGUGCCCGUGCACGAGACCAAGAGGGCGUAUCCGUCCCGCAACACCAAGCUCUUCAACAAGCGGUAUCACUUUUUCAUCUCGGGGUUUGAAGUGCCAGCGUCCAAGCAGCUCCAGAACCAGAUUCGGGCGUACGGCGGCAAAGUCGAGUCGAAGCCCGAAGCCAUGCUGGACCUCGAAAACAAAUGCUUUGUCAUUGCGACGCCCGAGGCCAGCCGCCGUCUCAAGUUUCACUAUGCACUCGUGUGCCGCGUCCCGAUCGUGCACCCCGAUUGGCUCGCGGCGUGUUUUCAGACACAGUCGAUCGUCGACGUUGCAGGGUACUGGAUACCGGCGGGACUCUCGUGGACGCUCAAGCGCAGUCCCGUGCGUGCGCCUCAACACAACUCCAAGCUCUUUAGCACGCUGCGAUUCGGCAUCCCGUACGACGUCUCGUUCCAGGACCGCGACAGUAUUCAAGGCUUGACCGACGCCGCCGUCUUCAUCCUCGACGGCUGUGGUGCGCGUGGGAUCGUUAAGGGCAUCAAGCAAGCGGCGAUCAAGGCCGGCAAGAUCGACGUGCUCGUUUCCAACGAGCAGACUUAUUUGUGUUCACUUGCCAAUGACUACGACAUUCCGGUCGUACGCUUUGCGUGGAUCUACGAGUGCAUCAUCUUGCAGCGAGUGGUUGAGUUUGAGCACGCCCACUUUACCCCCGAUCGGUUCAACAACGACGGCAAGCUCGUGUCCAAAGCCAUGGAAGUGAGUCUUUCGAAUGAAAAAAAAACCAAAAUCGCGGUUGGUGAAAUGCUUCUCGUCGACACGACCGCGUCGACCAAGACGCACCAUUUACGCUAUCAAGUUUGCCAAGUGAUGCGCAUCGAAUACGACGCCGACGAUGCGAUCGCCAUCAAAGUACAGCUGUACAGACGCACGCGCGACCAAGCCCAGGGCCUUGUCUGCGUUCGAAAAGUGUUUUCGAUCGAGCCCGACAUGAUCAAGCGCAAAGCGUGCCUGGUCACCUUGGAAGACUACACCAAGCUCACGUACAAGGACCCGACGAUCUUUUACCUCGAGCCGUCGACCGCUGAUGCUCUAUAGCGUGAACAAACUCGUUUCUCUGUCCAUAGC
Molecule: messenger RNA, 2453 nt
Organism: Saprolegnia parasitica CBS 223.65
Lineage: Eukaryota; Oomycota; Saprolegniomycetes; Saprolegniales; Saprolegniaceae
Exons: 10
Coding region: 27-2423 (798 amino acids)
Biological process (GO): DNA damage checkpoint signaling; positive regulation of transcription by RNA polymerase II
Cellular component (GO): nucleus
Molecular function (GO): histone binding
Source: RefSeq, a predicted model, not a curated record